UUUAAUAUGACGACAGUUAGUAAGCAAGAAGUGUUAGUAUUUGGGGAGAUUCGACAUGCAAAAAAUCUUUUAGAAGAAAUGAAAGGAAGAUACGAGUUUAAGGAAUUUAAUUCUACGAAAAAUGACUUUCUGUUGGAAGGAAAUACGAAAUAUGAGAAUGUAGCUGCAAUAUUAUUGGCUCACGGAGCAGAUCAGAUCAUAGAUAAAUUUGAUACGGAAACGUUGGAUGCUCUUUCACCAGCUGUCAAUGCGAUAUUGGUAAUUGGAGAUGCAUCAAAAUUAGUUGAUAUUAAUGCGGCCACAGGUAAUGGUGUUUUUGUUGCUGAUACAUCAACUAAAACUCCGUCAACCGAAGAUGAAAUAGAAGCUGAUAUACUUGAAAAUCUUGACUUUACAUUAAUCACGGGAGUACCAAAGAAUCCGGUUAAUGAAAUUGAUAAAGUAAAAGAAGCAGCAGCUGAUAAAGCAACAAAUAUUGUAACUUCAGCUGGUGAAAUUGACGAGUUAGAUUAUUCUGAUCUUCAAAUACAACUUUAAAAUAAUAAUUAUUUUAUUUUAUAAUCUUAUUAUUAUAAUACAAUUAUAC
Messenger RNA from Rhizophagus irregularis DAOM 181602=DAOM 197198, 586 nucleotides. RefSeq lists its product as uncharacterized. The record is from RefSeq and is a predicted model, not a curated record. Lineage: Eukaryota; Fungi; Glomeromycota; Glomeromycetes; Glomerales; Glomeraceae.